Molecule: messenger RNA, 780 nt
Organism: Lottia gigantea (owl limpet)
Lineage: Eukaryota; Metazoa; Mollusca; Gastropoda; Lottiidae
Exons: 2
Coding region: 1-780 (259 amino acids)
Molecular function (GO): nucleic acid binding; nucleotide binding
Source: RefSeq, a predicted model, not a curated record
AUGUCGGAUUUAGACAGCGAAUAUCCUAAAGCGGAAAGUGGUAGACCGGUUUUACCGGAAGAAAAUAAAGAAUUAGUUAAGCUCUUUAAUGAGCAGAAAUUCAGACCUAGAACGGCUAUUUUAAAAGUCUGGUUUCAAUAUCCUACUAACAUGUUCUUCCAACCCAUACCAGCUAAAGAUACUUUUACGAACAAAGAAGGUAAUAAGGAAACUGGCACUAAAAUCAGGUUCAGAAAUGGUUUCUUUUCAGAAGUUUUAACAUCGGUUGAUAUUCAAGAAAUAGUUAAAGCCGGUGGACGAAUUAUUAGAAUAUUUGAUGGUAUAGUAUACGAAGAAAAUUUUAAAACUCCACCAUAUGGAGAUUAUAUUUUAAUUUCGAGAGAUCUUAGAAAUAAAUAUAAACGAGAAGACGGAUUUUAUAAGCCGGAAAUAUACUAUACAGAUACUGAUAGUUUAUACAUUUCGUCUAGCAAUUGGGAUAAAUUAAAUGAAGCUGGGUUGGUGUUCGAAAAUGAUUAUUGUAAAGGAAAGAAUGAUUACGGUGAUGGUGGAAUUAUAUAUGGUUUAUAUUUAGCGCCAAAAGUUAAAUACAAUAUCAUUCUAACUUCCGACGGUAUUCUAAAAGAAAAGAAAACGUUUAAGGGUUACUCUAAUGAUAAGAUAAGUGUAGAAGAUUAUAUUCGAUUAGCUAGUGGACAUGAUGUGACGAAUGAAUUUAAGAAACCAUGGGAAAAAAGUUUCACCAAUGGAGUAGUUAUUCCAAAGGAUGGUGAUAAAUAA